Messenger RNA from Juglans microcarpa x Juglans regia, 2630 nucleotides. RefSeq lists its product as uncharacterized. The coding region runs from base 125 to 1201 and encodes 358 amino acids. Lineage: Eukaryota; Viridiplantae; Streptophyta; Magnoliopsida; Fagales; Juglandaceae. The transcript is spliced from 9 exons. The record is from RefSeq and is a predicted model, not a curated record.
GCUGGGCUGAACUGUGUUGGAGAAUAAAGCCCUUAAAAUUAAGGGGUCGCCGUUGGCCGAAUAGCUGGUACGGGCAAUUUCUCUUCUUCUCCAUCGGUCCUGUCGAAGGAAUUUCGGAAUAUCCAUGACUCACGCUCUUCUCCGAAGAUGGAGGCCUCUCUCUGCGUUGAGAGCUGGAGCUCGGAGCUUCCGGUCAGACGCUGCACUGGAGGCCCUAUACAAAGCUUCGGAAGACAAAGUCCCCAACUUAGUGCUUUACAACUACCCCUCUUUCUCUGGAGCUUUCUCGGCUCUCUUCGCCCACCUCUUCCACUCUCGCCUCAAUCUCCCUUGCCUCAUUUUGCCUUUCUCUUCCGUUGAGCCUCUCUGGGUUGAAGAUUUAUACAUAGAGGGGCUUAAGAGAUGCUAUCUGCUUGACUUUCUUGGUCCAAAAGGAUUUGCCAUGAAACUUGCACAGCGGUCAUCAUGCGAGAUCAUAGGUUUUGAUCACCGAAAAUCAGUACUUGCGCAGAUUCCCCCUGCCGAAGAUCAUCCUGAUAACCUCACAUUUCAUAUAGAUUUUGAGAAGAGUAGCUCUCGUGCUGUGUAUGAUUACUUUUCUGAUAAACUUACAGAUAUGAAAUUUACUAAUGGGUUGGUUGCAAGUUUGUUAGACCCAAAAGACCAAGAUCGCGUGGAAAUAAUUCUCAAGCUUAUUGAGGAUGGAGAUCUUCGCCGAUGGAGCUUAGCAGAUAUUAGGGCAUUUAAUAUUGGACUUAGGGAAUGGCGCUCAAGGUUGAACUGCAUCACUAAUCCAUACGUGUAUGAACAGUUACUGGAGUUAAGUUCCAAUGAUCUAAUUACUAAGGGAAAUUCCUAUAUUUCCUCUCUCCACACUGCUGCACAUAAAUCGCUGGGUAAUAUUUUCAAAGUUCGAUUGGGCAGGGGAUUAUACGGAGUGUGUCUGGGAGUUAAAGUGGAUCAGAAUUCCAACUUAAUUGAUGAAAUUGGCAAGCAACUUAGCAUAAAAAGUGCUGCAGCUGGUCUAAGGCCUAUAGGAGCUAUUGUUUACAUGCAACGAAAGAAUCUUAAGAUGUGCUUGAGGAGUACUGACAUUGACAUUGAUACCUCUGAAGUUGCAAAGGCAUAUGGUGGAGGAGGUUCCCCAAGUUCUAGCUCCUUCAUUAUUCGGAUGGAUGAGUAUAACCAGUGGCUUUCGUGAACUCGUCAUGAGCAUAUCAAGCACGACACCGCGGUAGCUUCUCUCCAGCACGACAAGCAAUAACACGGUAAAAUUCGAAACCCUAGCCUUGAUUUUACUCUUGAUUUUAUUGUUUGGAUUUGAUUUUGUUGAUGUUUUUUGGGUUUGAUUUUGUUUCCAGCAAGAGUUUUUCAAUUUCUAGUUUUGAUUUUAACACCAUAGGGCUCAAUUUCAUAUUUGUUUCCUAGUUUUGCUGCUUGUAUACAUGUAAUUAAAAUUUCAUUGGCUUCUGUAAACUGCUGUUAGUGUUGGUGUUUGCUCUGGAAACUGCUGUAAAUUUCAUUUUCGUGUGUUAGUUUGUAUAACUUGAAGAAUGCUCUGUAAAUUGGAGAUGGUGCAUGAUUCCUCAUUACUCUGAAAAGUAGAAGAAAAAAGUUGGGGGAAAAAGUGCUCUCGGCAAAAGCACUUUUUGGAUUGCAUAUUACAGAUAUUGAACAUUUGUAUAACUUGAAGAAGUUCAGAUUACCACCAGCCAUGUAAUUAGAGGUUACCAUGAUUUGGAUUGCAAGCAGACUCCAAUUGAAGGAUAAAAGCUAAUCCCACUCUUUGAAUAAAAAUAACUCGACUAUUUUUAAUUUUUUUGGUGAACAAUACCUACUUUUAAAUCUAAAUAAACAGAAUUGUGUGAAUACUGCUUCUGGUAACAAAGUUUCAAGACAUGCCAUUCUGGUAACAAAGUUUCAAGAAUUGUUUAAAUCUAUAUAGUUAGGGGCAAGAAAUUUUCCUUCAAUUUUUUGUGUUAUUCCCAAUAGGUAAGAAUUUAAAAGCAUAAUGAAAACAUUCAGAUAUGCUCCUGUAAUAUAUUCAUAAUGAAAACAUGAACUAUUCUCAUGAUGUGAAAUAGGUAGCACUUGUAAUGUUGGGUAACUUUUUCAGAUAUGCUCCAUUCAUCUCAAUACAAAAUGAAAUUUUUUAAAGGAAGUAUUGUCUUUAAGCAAUGCAAUAUUAGACCUGCUUGCAUGAGAUUAUGUGUGAAUACUUGAGAUUGUGGCUGCUAUUUCAGUAGCACUGUUAUGAUAAGGAGAAAAUGAAGAUCGAUAUGGAGAUAAUGAAGAUGGAUCUUGCUGGCAUGAAUGGAAUGCAGCAAGAGUAUUUAUUGAAUCUUCAAAAAGAGGUUUUCGAGAAAUCAAGGAAGCGAUUUUCAUCUCCAUCUCUAUCUUAACCUUUUGAAGAUGUGUAGCCUUUUGUUGGUGUAAUGAUUUGGGUUGUUUUUAUUUUGUGGUUGAUUUGUUUUGGGAUUGUAGCCUAUGCUAUUUUGUGAUUUUUUGUUAUUUUGGAUCACAAAUAUGGGUGUUUGUGAAUGUGGGCAGCAACUAUAUAUGAAUGUUGUACUGUGGACAAUGAUGAAACUUUUAUAUUUGGAUAUUGAUAUGGUAUAAAUUGUUCUUCA